AGGAAAAGCGUCCCAGACAGUUUUGAAGUUUUCAAAGACUGGCUCUGCUGUUAAGAAGUUGUACUUAAAGCAGAGGAGCUAAGCCACCUGCCAAAAUGUGCAAAGGACUUGCAGCUUUGCCCCACUCAUGCCUGGAAAGGGCCAAGGAGAUUAAGAUCAAGUUGGGAAUUCUCCUCCAGAAGCCAGACUCAGUUGGUGACCUUGUCAUUCCAUACAAUGAGAAGCCAGAGAAACCAGCCAAGACCCAGAAACCCUCGCUGGACGAGGCCCUGCAGUGGCGUGAUUCCCUGGACAAACUGCUGCAGAACAACCAUGGACUUGCCAGUUUCAAAAGUUUCCUGAAGUCUGAAUUCAGUGAGGAAAACCUUGAGUUCUGGAUUGCCUGUGAGGAUUACAAGAAGAUCAAGUCCCCUGCCAAGAUGGCUGAGAAGGCAAAGCAAAUUUAUGAAGAAUUCAUUCAAACGGAGGCUCCUAAAGAGGUGAAUAUUGACCACUUCACUAAGGACAUCACAAUGAAGAACCUGGUGGAACCUUCCCUGAGCAGCUUUGACAUGGCCCAGAAAAGAAUCCAUGCCCUGAUGGAAAAGGAUUCUCUGCCUCGCUUUGUGCGCUCUGAGUUUUAUCAGGAGUUAAUCAAGUAGUAAUUUAGCCAGGCUAUGAAACCAUCCUGUGAGUUAUUUCCUCCAUAAUAACCCUGCAUUUCCCAUUAAUCUACAUAUCUUCCCACAGCAGCUUUGCUCAGUGAUACCCACAUGGGAAAAAUCCCAGGAGAUGUUGCUUACUCUUUUUGCUCACAUUGCUUUGGAUACUUAUCUACUGUCCAAAGGCCUUCUUUCCCCACUCAAUUCUUCCUGCCCUGUUAUUAAUUAAGAUAUCUUCAGCUUGUAGUCAGACCCAAUCAGAAUCACAGAAAAAUCCUGCCUAAGGCAAAGAAAUAUAAGACAAGAAUAUGAUAUCAAUGAAUGUGGAUUUAGGUAAUAGAUUUCCACCUAAAUUGGUCUACAAAAGAAUAUAAGUGUGGACAGACCUAUUUCAAAGGAGCUUGAUUGAUCUCAGUUGUUUCAGUUCUGAUCCAAGGAGAGCACCCCUCUAAUUAUUUCUGAACUUGGUUAAUAAAAGGUUAUAAGAUUUUUAUGAAGCAGCCACUGUAUGAUAUUUUAAGCAAAUAUGUUAUUUAAAAUAUUGAUCCUUCCCUUGGACCACCUUCAUGUUGGUUGUGUAUUAUAAAUAAGAGAUACAACCAUGAGUAUAUUAUGUUUAUACAAAAUCAAUCUGAACACAAUUCAUAUAGAUUUCUCUUUUACACCUUCCUCACUGGCCCCCUCCACCUGCCCAUGGUUACCAAAUUCUGUUUUAAAUCAAUGACCUAAGAUCAACAAUGAAGUAUUUUAUAAAUGUAUUUAUGCUUCUAGAUUGUAGGUCAAAUGUUUCCAUUUUCAAAUUAUUUAAAAUUCUUAUGAGUUUAAAAUUCAUAAAUUUCUAAAUCCAAUCAUGUAAAAUGAAACUGUUGCUCCAUUGGAGUAGUCUCCCACCUAAAUAUCAAGAUGGCUAUAUGCCAAAAAGAGAAAAUAUGGUCAAGUCUAAAAUGGCUAAUUAUCCUAUGAUGCUAUCAUCAUAGACUAAUGACAUUUAUCUUCAAAACACCAAAUUGUCUUUAGAAAAAUUAAUGUGACUACAGGUAGAGGCCUUCUAGGUGAGACACUUUUAAGGUACGCUGCAUUUUGCAAAAAAAAAAAAAAAAAAAAAAAAGUAAUCUUUUAGCAACCCCAGUAUUCCCUCACUAUUUUGCUUCCUGCAUUAGUAAAUUUUACUUACAGUCAAAAGUGCAGAUUUAUACUCCUGACAUGCCUCAUUCACAGCUAAAUAAUAGGCCAUAGGACUUUUGGUAGGUUUAAACUUUUAAUUCUGUAUUUCAUGAUUAUAAAUCUUGCUAGAAUUUUUUCUAAUCUUUAGUAGAUUUGAUUAAAUAAUGAUUCACAGAAUUUAGUAACAGAAUCAGACUAAGCCAUGUAUGAGGGUAAUCGAGAUGAGGAUAUUAACUCAAAAGAAAGAGGGUGAUUUUUAAAGGAUUAAUAAAAUUCUGAAAUGUUAAGUAGAAGAUUACAUUGUCUAGUCUUGUAUUUCCUCCUUCUGUUGCUCUCUUUCAUUCACACACUCUCAGUUUCCCAUAUUUGUAGCUCAUUUAUUUGGUUAUUUCUUAAGAAUAUUGAAAGUGAAGCAACUAUGUGACUGUAUUCUUCAGGUAAACACUGACUGUGCUUGUUGGAUUUUCCCUAUUUUUGUGACUUCAAGAAUAAUGUGCCCUGCUGAAUACAUGCCAUUUCACAUUCUGAAAAUGGGUAGAGUGGCUGGGUGUUCUGCCAACAAUUGCUAGUGGUGUGAAUUCAUUCAUAUUUGCCAGUAUUGCUCACUUCACAGAAACUCCUUCAUCAAGCAGUCCAGAGCGAGGCCAGAUCAAUGCUGCAAUCAUGAAGUUCUCAUCACAUGCAAUUGUGUAGGAUUGACAAGGAACUCAGUUAAAAAUUUCCAGGGUGCACUUCCAACACCAGCUUCAACAUCUGUCUACAUUGCCCCCAAGUUAAUAAAGUGCCAACCCUUUACUCUCUCAUACAGCUAGAAAUGUUAGAAAUCCAAAAUCUUGGUGCAUUAUUUUUUCAUAAACGCUAAAACAUUUGAAGAAACAAUUUAAUUAUUUAAAAUUCAAGUAUUUUAUUCACAUUGUUUGAAAUAUCCAAAUGUUUAAAAAUUCUCAGAUAGUUAACUAGCUAUCACAGAUCUCACCUAGAGGGUUGAUGUUAGGAAGACUCCAACGGACUGUACUCACAAAUUGACUGGACACCCUAUGAAAGUGGGUAGACUUUUCAGUGGAAAAUAAGAAGGGCUUUUACCUACAGGGCAGGAAAGGGCCCCAUGAGAGCAGUUCUGUGGAGAUAUAAAAAGAAUGGAAGAAGGAAUGCCUUAUAGUGAUAUUGUGACAUUAUAUCUAUAUAUCUGCAUAUAUCUAUCUAUCUAUAUCUACAUCUAUAUAAUCUUACAUUUAAAAUUGUAUUCCUACACAUAUUAGAAACUCUUCUUCUAAUAUAUGAAGUAAAAAAAUUAAAAAGAAUACAAAUAUUCCAGCCCCAAAUGAGAAAUCAAACAUAUUAAAAUUGUUCUAGAAAAUUUCUUUGAACACUUUUGAAAGUUUUUGGAAACUUAGAAAAGAGGGAAAAAAAAUCCUGUGUUACCAGUAAUUUCCAUGGUAAUACGGAUAAAAUACAUUCUUUCAAUUCUGGGAAAUUAGAAAAAGUGGGGUAAUCUUUCCAGGAAAAACAUGUGUAACAUCUGCUUAUCACUCCAUCUCCCUCCUCCUCCUCUCCACAUUCCCUUGAGUAAGUGUCUGGGAAAGCAUGAAGCUUGAUGCAAGAAACCUGUUGUACUGGAGUUUUCCUCCCCUGUGAAAAUGUAACUACUGUUGGGAGUGAAUUGAGGAUGUAGAAAGGUGGAACCUAAUUGUGGUCAAUGGAAAUAGGAGAAUAUGGUUCUCACUCUUGAGAAAAAAACCUAAGAUUAGCCCAGGUAGUUGCCUGUACCUUCAGUUUUUCUGCCUGGUUUUGAUAUAGUUUAGGGUUGGGGUUAGAUUAAGAUCUAAAUUACAUCAGGACAAAGAGACAGACUAUUAACUCUACAGUUAAUUAAGGAGGUAUGUUCCAUGUUUAUUUGUUAAAGCAGUGUGAAUAGCCUUCAAGCAUGUGAAUAAUCUUCCAUCUUCCCUGCCACACACACACACACACACGCACACACACACACAUUUUUUUGUUUCUUUCAGGUAGACACUUUUUAAAAUGCAGAACUAACUGAGGCAUUUCAGUAACUUUGCUUUCAAAUCAAUAAAGUCAAACGUAUGGAAGCAUUUU
Messenger RNA from Pongo pygmaeus (Bornean orangutan), 3896 nucleotides. RefSeq names its product regulator of G protein signaling 5 (gene RGS5). The transcript has 5 exons. The record is from RefSeq and is a predicted model, not a curated record. Lineage: Eukaryota; Metazoa; Chordata; Mammalia; Primates; Hominidae. Bases 96 to 641 code for a protein of 181 amino acids.